AUGGAGCUCAAAUCUUCCAGUUCCACCAAUAGCAUUCUUGAGCAGCUGAGACAUGGGUUCGCUCGAUUCGAGCUUGUUUCCUCCCCUACUUCUUCUGUCUCGGAUCCAAUCUCCUCCCCUUCACUCCCCGCUUCGUUCUUAGGCGCUACGCAGGGAAAUAGCCAUGUAUUCUUCGCCAGAAUCGGUUCCUCAAUGAAUCGAUCUCCGGCAGCGAAGAAGGUUGAGCAGUACGCUGUGGAUAGAGUUACCGGAGAUGGCCGGUGUCUGUUCCGAGCACUGGUGAAAGGAAUGGCCUUUAACAAGGGUCUUACUAUUAACCCUCGGACAGAGAGAGACGAUGCAGAUGAGUUACGAAUGGCUGUGAAAGAGGUUAUAUGCAAUGACCCCAAUGAAAGGGAGAAGUACAAGGAAGCUUUAGUGGCUAUCACUGUAGACGAGCCUCUGAAACGCUAUUGCCAGCGGAUUGGAAGACAUGAUUUCUGGGGAGGAGAGUCAGAGCUGCUUGUACUUUCCAAGCUAUGUAAACAGCCAAUCAUCGUCUACAUACCAGAGCAUGAGCAUGGGAGAGGAGGUUAUGGGUCGGGUUUUAUACCGAUUGCAGAGUAUGGAGCUGAGUUUCGAGGAGGCUGGGGAAAAGGGAACAAGAACAAGAGUGUUGUUAGGCUUCUUUACAGUGGUAGAAACCAUUAUGAUCUGCUUCGAUAG
Microthlaspi erraticum is the source of this 705-nucleotide messenger RNA. Lineage: Eukaryota; Viridiplantae; Streptophyta; Magnoliopsida; Brassicales; Brassicaceae. The record is from the annotation of a GenBank genome assembly.